Molecule: messenger RNA, 121 nt
Organism: Racocetra persica
Lineage: Eukaryota; Fungi; Glomeromycota; Glomeromycetes; Diversisporales; Gigasporaceae
Source: the annotation of a GenBank genome assembly
UGCUACUAGAAAACUUGCUAUUGCUAAAGCCUAUAUGUAUGACAAAGCAGAAGAUUGGUUAAAAGGAAUGGGAGAAGAAAGCCAAAAAUAUAAUACCGGUGAUGCUGAUAAUCAAUUCAAA